AUGCCUGCUUUGCUAUCUCCGACUCUCGACUAUGCCGGUCAUACGUCCAAGAGCGACUCUUUCUCGCACAUAAAGCGAAGCCCAGCAUUGCCCAUAUCUCCAAUUUUGACAAAAGAUGUGGCAGAGCGACCUUUGCCGGCUCAAGGUGGCUCAAUCCUCAAAUCAAGGAGCACGUCUUCGCCCCCUGCCGCAAAUCUUGCCCCAGCGGAAAUCUUAUUAGAUAUAUUCUCCAUGUUGGCCCCCAGAGACUUUGACAACGCCCGGCGCACAUGCUCGCAAUGGAUGCGAGUUAGCUUAGACAAGAAGCUACUCGAGACCACGUUGAAAAGAGCAGGAUGGUGGGAUGCAUGGUUGCAAGACUGCAAGAUACGCACUUCUACCCGAUCUGAUGAGAGCGAAGUCUGGAGAAUGAGCCGCCGCUUUUCAACGGAAUGUGUGCUUUCAGGGCGAGAUUCGAAUGUUGAGAAGCUGGGCUUCUCGACUACCGCGGUGGUAGACUUCACAAGUCUUUCCGAUACGACAAAAAAGUCCCGCGGCAGUCAUCUUCAACCUGUUUUGCAAUUCGGCGAAGACAAAGAGCGGGCAAGGUCGACUUUCAGUAUUAGCAGUUGCAGCAACUACCUCCUCGUGACGACAGGCUGCAUGAUCUACGUGUAUUGCCUUUUGGGUCGAAAGGCCCGGUCGACGUCUGGAACAGACCUCAGUGACGUUGACCUGGCGCCGAUAUCACGCAUAUCGUGUCCAUUUGGUGUUAUUUCGGCCACCAUCGACACCAGCAAGCCCCAAUUUACCAUUGCGGCAUUGCUAUGCAACCGGGUUGGCAUGAUUUGCAACUUGGAUACGACUUUGGUCAAAGAUUCAACGCCAAAUCUCUCUUCUAUGCCCACGAUCGCUCCGACAUCUCGUCAUUUCUUCUAUAACAUCUGUACAGUUGACAACCCACCACGGACGGUCGCAGUUUGUCCAGGCCAACGCCUCGUUGCCUUUGGCUGUGCCUCGGGCAUCGAAAUUCACAGCGUGGAUGAAACAAAACGCAAUGAGCAACGCAAACACUUCACCCUCCCUCAACCCUCAGAAAUCGUCCACUUCCUCCCCAGCAGUCCAGAGACACCCACUGAGCUUCGUCUCAUCUCUUCACUGUCCGGACCAGGCUUCCACGAAUGCAAAUGCCCUCCUUCGCCAUCCCCUUCGACUUCAUUCUCCUCCCCAUCCGCCUCACCAAAACUCGACCUCAAGAACAAUCAAUUCCACUUUCUUGCCGAUGUCCAAUCAUUCAGUCGACGUCGCAUUCCCCACACUCCAUCCCGCAGCUUCGUCCGCGCGACGCACUGUCAUCACUACAGCGCAGUCCCCAUAAACGACGGCCUGCACAUCAUGUUCAUUGAACCACGCACAAGCCUACUAUGCAUAGGCACUGACGCUCCAAUCGGCGGGCCAACGAGUCUCACCCGCGCAUUCGUCUGUGUUCCACCGACCUUCAAAAACACGAGAGAAGAAUUUAUCAAACCCUUGCGUCAACUAUCAUCCCCAUCUCCUCCUUCAAACGAACAAACCUCGUCAACAAAUCCUCCAAUCCCAACAGCAUUCGCCUCAGGCUCGGACCUCCGCUGGGGUCUCCGCGUCGUAGCAGCUUAUGGUGACCGCCUCGUGCUGUACUCGAUUCCCUUGGAUGUGUACAAUGUGAUCCGCAAGGAACGAGAACAACAAGCUGAAGGUGUGAUGGGUGAUAGCGACCUUGCCCGCGACUGGUACCUUGACUCAGAUCAGCCCCGAAAGCGCUGCGAGAGCUUGGUGCAGAACCAGAAUGGCGAUUGGGAGUUUCUUUUGUCUGUCUCUUAUCGACCUACUGCCAUGAUGUGGCCGUUCAAGAUCUAUGGGAAGGAGAUAGGAACUGUCAAGGGAACUGUUGAGCUUGCUUUGCAGUCCUCCCAGGGUGGGGCCAGGGUCUGGGCUUUUGGAGAUGAUGGGAGAGCGACUGUUUUGGAUAUUGAUAUUGGUGAUGCUCCCACUCGAUCUCUUGGUGUCGGUUCUGAUGGGGCGUUGGAGGAUCGUGGUGUCCUUCGGAGCUUAGGUUCGAGUCCUGCACUGCAGGCUUCAAGCAAACGGAGGUUCGAGGAGGCGCAUGGUGGGUUCUCGGGUAGAUAUGGUGCUGGUCGCCAUUCGGUUGAUGGGAUGGAUGGAAUCAAGCCUUGUGCUGCUGGUGUUCAUGGGGUGCAUCAGGAUCCAUCGGUUCGGCGUUCAUCCUUUGCGGCUUGCAUUAUAGAUUUCAAGAUUCCCGAGUUGGGGUGA
Messenger RNA from Penicillium paradoxum, 2289 nucleotides. RefSeq lists its product as uncharacterized. The record is from RefSeq and is a predicted model, not a curated record. The coding region runs from base 1 to 2289 and encodes 762 amino acids. Gene Ontology annotation, molecular function: protein binding. NCBI's taxonomy places the organism in Eukaryota, Fungi, Ascomycota, Eurotiomycetes, Eurotiales, Aspergillaceae. The transcript has a single exon.